GUUUAAAACGAACAGCCCAAGGAAUUGGCGGAACGGUUUUCACACGCAUGCCUUUUGGGCCAUAAGCGUCAUUCUAUCCACUGUCUUGGAUGUCCUGACUUGGUUCCUCCCUUCCCCAUCCUGCACCCGGGCAGUGGACGGACCUAUUUUGAUACACAACGGGCGGAAGUAGCUGAGGAGCCGGGGUAGGAGCAGCAGGAAUGGCAGCUCCGCAGCUGAUUCUGCCUGUCGGUGCUUCAGACGUGGACGAAGAUGAGAACGCCCUGGGAAGCGGCCCUGGGCUCCAGGAGCCACUGCAGCUGGGAGAGUUGGAUAUCACAUCUGAUGAAUUCAUCCUAGAUGAAGUGGAUGUUCACAUUCAGGCAAAUCUAGAAGAUGAUUUGGUAAAGGAAGCUCUCAAAACGGGUGUAGAUCUCCGUCAUUAUUCAAAACAGGUGGAACUGGAGCUCCAGCAGAUAGAGCAGAAAUCUAUUCGAGAUUAUAUCCAAGAAAGUGAGAACAUUGCAUCACUGCACAACCAGAUUACAGCCUGUGAUGCGGUCCUUGAGCGUAUGGAACAGAUGCUAGGUGCUUUCCAGAGUGAUCUCAGCUCCAUUAGCUCUGAGAUCCGGACACUACAGGAACAAUCUGGAGCCAUGAAUGUUCGGCUCCGGAACCGCCAGGCUGUGCGUGGGAGACUUGGGGAGCUUGUAGAUGGUUUGGUUGUACCCUCUGUCCUGGUCACGGCAAUCUUAGAGGCACCAGUGACAGAUCCUCGAUUCCUGGAACAGCUACAAGAGCUUGAUGCCAAGGCAGCUGCUGUCAGGGAGCAGGAAGCUCGUGGAACAGCAGCUUGUGCAGAUGUCAAGGGUGUCCUGGAUCGGCUUAGGGUCAAGGCUGUGGCCAAGAUCCGAGAGUUCGUCCUGCAGAAGAUUUAUUCAUUUAGAAAACCGAUGACUAAUUAUCAGAUCCCACAGACUGCCUUGCUCAAAUACAGGUUUUUCUAUCAGUUUUUGCUGGGAAAUGAACGUGCAACAGCAAGAGAAAUCAGGGAUGAGUACGUGGAAACGCUGGGCAAGGUUUAUCUGUCCUACUCACGCUCCUAUCUGGGGAGGCUUAUGAAGGUUCAGUAUGAGGAGGUGGCUGAGAAAGAUGAUCUGAUGGGUGUAGAAGAUACAGCAAAAAAAGGAUUUUUCUCAAAGCCAUCUCUCCGAAGUAGAAAUACAAUCUUCACUUUGGGGACCCGGGGCUCUGUCAUCUCUCCUGUUGAGCUUGAGGCUCCCAUCCUGGUACCCCAUACAGCUCAACGUGGGGAGCAAAGGUAUCCCUUUGAAGCACUCUUCCGGAGCCAGCAGUAUGCCCUUUUAGACAAUUCCUGUCGUGAGUACCUCUUCAUCUGUGAUUUCUUCGCUGUCUCUGGCCCUGCAGCUCAUGAUCUUUUCCAUGCUGUGAUGGGGCGUACUCUCAACAUGACUCUGAAACAUCUGGAAUCUUAUUUGGCUGAUUGCUAUGAUGCCAUUGCUGUUUUUCUAUGUAUCCAUAUCAUCCUCCGAUUUCGCAACAUUGCUGCUAAGAGGGAUGUCCCUGCACUGGACAGGUAUUGGGAACAGGUCCUGGCUCUGCUGUGGCCUCGAUUUGAGCUGAUUCUGGAAAUGAAUGUACAAAGUGUUCGAAGCACUGAUCCCCAGCGACUCGGAGGGCUGGACACACGGCCCCAUUAUAUCACCCGUCGUUAUGCAGAGUUCUCUUCAGCUCUUGUCAGCAUCAACCAGACAAUUCCCAAUGAGCGCACCAUGCAGCUAUUAGGACAGCUACAGGUGGAGGUGGAGAACUUUGUACUCCGAGUGGCAGCUGAGUUUUCCUCACGGAAAGAGCAACUUGUGUUUUUGAUUAACAACUAUGACAUGAUGCUAGGCGUGCUCAUGGAACGUGCAGCAGAUGAUAGCAAAGAAGUUGAGAGUUUCCAGCAGCUGCUUAAUGCCCGAACACAGGAAUUCAUCGAAGAGCUUCUGUCCCCACCUUUUGGAGGCCUAGUAGCAUUUGUGAAGGAGGCUGAAAGUCUAAUUGAGCGAGGUCAGGCAGAGAAGCUUCGAGGUGAAGAAGCCCGAGUGACUCAACUGAUCCGUGGCUUUGGCAGUUCUUGGAAAUCUUCAGUUGAGUCACUAAGUCAAGAUGUCAUGAGAAGCUUCACUAACUUCCGAAAUGGGACCAGCAUCAUCCAGGGAGCAUUGACCCAGCUGAUCCAGCUUUAUCAUCGCUUCCAUCGAGUCUUAUCCCAACCCCAACUCCGAGCCCUCCCAGCCCGUGCAGAGCUCAUCAAUAUUCACCACCUUAUGGUUGAGCUUAAGAAGCAUAAACCCAACUUUUGAUAUGUUUAUCCUUGGAAUUUUCCAAGUUCUUUCUUAAUCCAUUCUAUCUGUAGGGUACCUCCAAUUUUUCAGGGAUUAAGUUGCCCACCUAAUGAUUUCACCCCCCUCCCCCCCAGUCCCCAGGCUCCUCAUAUGUCUGUUUCCAACCCUGUUAAAUAUAACAGGCUUUAAAUAUCCCUUGGCUUUUGCCAGAUUAUUAAAGAAUUGGAUUCUCAUAGACUAUUCUGGAGACUUUCCAAACUGACACUUUAUUUUUGGUUCUGUUCUUCUAGCCAAUAAAACUUGGUGCCUCAA
Antechinus flavipes (yellow-footed antechinus) is the source of this 2642-nucleotide messenger RNA. RefSeq names its product VPS52 subunit of GARP complex (gene VPS52). Gene Ontology annotation, molecular function: syntaxin binding. The coding region runs from base 201 to 2348 and encodes 715 amino acids. Lineage: Eukaryota; Metazoa; Chordata; Mammalia; Dasyuromorphia; Dasyuridae. Gene Ontology annotation, cellular component: GARP complex. Gene Ontology annotation, biological process: lysosomal transport; retrograde transport, endosome to Golgi; Golgi to vacuole transport. The record is from RefSeq and is a predicted model, not a curated record. The transcript has 20 exons.